AAAUAUUAUUCCCGUUGGAAAUAGAGACAAAUUAUAGGCACACACCCAUAUAAUUACAGGUUGUUUACCUGCUGAAAUGAAUACAGUGUAGCGAAUACACCUGUUGGAAUUUGGCACUGUACAACUUCAGAGAAUUAUAACCUGUAGCCUAUUCCUUUUGAGUUCCUUCUAGCCAGACGUGAUCAUUGACGAUUCCCUCUCCACCGCAAAAUGACGCACCCAGGGAUUCUCCAGCAAAGCGGAUUGGGGAGCCGAAACAUGUCCCGUCAGCGGAUUUGAACUGCACGGGAUUUAGAUCUCCACAGGGAUUUUUUAAAUUAUUAUAUUAUUUACAUGUUUAUUAUUAUAAUUUACCAUUAAGAAACUCCGAAACGUGUAAUUCUUCACCAUGGGAAUCUCAGAACUACUUGACAAACUUCGAGAUCGCGCAGAUACAUUUCUAAAUGAGAAAAACAUAGUGACAGAUUUCCUUGGGAAACUGGAGGAGAAAACGGGGAUCAAGAAAAAAUGUUUUGCCGUAGGUGCAGUGUCUAUGACAGGACUGUAUUUGGUAUACGGCUAUGGCGCCUCCCUCCUCUGUAACAUGAUUGGUUUUGUGUAUCCUGCAUAUUACUCAAUCAAAGCCCUCGAGGGUAAAAACAAAGAUGAUGACACAAAAUGGCUGACCUAUUGGGUGGUUUACGGAAUCUUCAGUGUGGGGGAAUUCUUCUCCGACAUCUUCCUUUUUUGGUUUCCUUUCUACUAUGCUUUCAAGUGCUUGUUCUUGUUGUGGUGCAUGGCCCCCGUUACAUGGAACGGCUCUCAGAUCCUGUACAACCGGGUGGUGCGACCCUUCUUCCUCAAGCACGAGGCCACUGUGGACAGCAUGGUCAAUGACCUCAGCGGGAAAGCCAUGAACGCAGCCGAGUCCGUCACCAGAGAAGUCCUUCAAACACUGGUGAAAAACAAGACUAUGCAACAAGCAUCAGAGACAAAAGGCUUACCCAGCACAUCAGACUCACCUGUAUGUAAAACAAACUGUUUAUUUUCAUAACAAACUCCUUAUUACUUUAUUUCCUUGGUCCCUAGUUACUCCCUAACAACCCUCCAGCUCAGCUAACAUAGUCCCACUAUUAGUUAACUUGCACGUUAGCUGUGCCUGCGAGUUGUUUCCCUUAGAUCAUGAAAAGGGCUUACCAAGAAAAACUUCCAAAAGGACACAUUUGUGGCAGAAAGGAGUUGCAGCACUCAACAAGAGAUUCAUUUAUUAUUAGCUCACUUUACUCAUUGUUCAGAAUGAGCGUCAGGUGACUGAUCUCAUCUUGAACAAUGGUUCCCUUUCUCGGCUCAUGACACUCCCAUUGCUAAUGUGAAUUAAUAAACUUAUGUACAUAUUAUGUAAAUUGAAAAUCGUCCCGAUAUCUCCACUCCAAGUCUCUUCAAUGAGAAUAGGCCCUUAGUCCUUUAGGAAGUUUUUCUUGGCAAGCCCCCUUUUCAUGAUUUUUGUCAUUUUGUUGUAACCUUAUGCAAACCAUUCCUUCAUUCUAGUCGCCUGUCAGCCCCUUAAUGAACAUAGCCAUAGAAAAUCAACAAUUGUAUAUCUAAUUUUAUUGCUAUUAUUUGUCAAAAACAGAAGAUGAAAACAUUCGGUGGGAUUGAAAGUCAGAACACUAUUGAAAGUGCUUGUCAUUGUAUGGUGCAAGUGUCAAACCCCUCAGUCACACUGUGGACCACUAUUUUCUCCCCUUCGGCUGGUAAAUGUUGUUGAUGUGUCCUGAGCAAUUCCUCUGUAGAGUCAUGCUGAAGUUAAUCGGGGUGCUAACAAACCAAUCGCUCUCCUCUGUGGACAAUGGAUACUGAUAAUGCUGCCAUGAGUAGCAAAGUUAUUUUUCUCUUUCUGCAAGCCUUGAAUGUGGGUGUAUUGUACAUUCAGUUUUGUGAGUGGCUUGUUGAAGGAAAUGUAGUAGCAAGUGCAGCCUCAACACAAAAUAAGCUUUCAAAUAUGGUUCGUCAGAAACUUUAUCACAGCAACCACAUGGUGAGGUCUGGAUUUGAGGGCUGUUUUCUGAAGAAAGAAAACAAGGACAUAAAUCAGCAAAUCCCGCUUGUGAGAAGAACACAUGCCGGGACUAAAGCUUCUCCCAGGCUUCCCUCCUCAGGGUCUUAUCUAGAACCACUACAAAGGCCAUUACCUAAGCUGUGAAAAGAGGUAGUCGACUAUCGGCCAAUUAGCCUAUAUUUCAAGGAUGCUAAACGUAUGCUUCCCACUGCUUUGUUUCCCUUUCAUAAGAUGGUUGUGAAGCUCUUUUGAAAGUAAUUCCUCCUCAUUGUCUUGUCUGGUCCUAUUCUAUGUCUGUUCAUAAGAUGAUUCAUGAGUUGACCUACAAUGAACCCAAAGUAGACUAAUGGUAAGUGACACGCAGUGAUACUGUGUGUACACAGGAUUACUCACUGUAUUCACCUGGUCAACCAUAAGGGCAGUGGCUGGAUCUUGUGGCAUAGAUAGAUUACUAAUUGCAUUAAGCAAAAUACCUAACCUCUUAAAAGCAUUGUUCACUCCAAAAGUUUGUCAGAUGUUUUCAGACUUCCAAAGUUGUCUUAUGUCGAUAUGAGUUCAUGUUCCAUGACAUCAUUGUGUAGAUCCAGCUAUGCCUCAAUCGCAAAUGAAUAAUAGAGAUAUAGACAUGGUCUACUUUCGACAUAAGACUACCUUUGGGAUCUGAAAGUAUUUUACAAAAUUAGAUUUUGUGAACUAUGAGCAACUUUGAGUGAACAAUGAGCAACUUUGAGUGAACUAUGAGCAACUCUGAGAGAACAAUGAGCAACUUUGAGUGAACUAUGAGCAACUUUGAGAGAACAAUUAGCAACUUUGAGUGAACUAUGAGCAACUUUGAGUGAACUAUGAGCAACUUUGAGAAAACAAUGAGCAACUUUGAGUGAACUAUGAGCAACUUUGAGAGAACAAUGAGCAACUUUGAGUGAACUAUGAGCAACUUUGAGUGAACUAUGAGCAACUUUGAGUGAACUAUGAGCAACUUUGAGAGAACAAUGAGCAACUUUGAGUGAACUAUGAGCAACUUUGAGUGAACAAUGAGCAACUUUGAGUGAACUAUGAGCAACUUUGAGAGAACAAUUAGCAACUUUGAGUGAACUAUGAGCAACUUUGAGUGAACAAUGAGCAACUUUGAGUGAACUAUGAGCAACUUUGAGAGAACAAUUAGCAACUUUGAGUGAACUAUGAGCAACUUUGAGUGAACUAUGAGCAACUUUGAGAGAACAAUGAGCAACUUUGAGUGAACUAUGAGCAACUUUGAGAGAACAAUGAGCAACUUUGAGUGAACUAUGAGCAACUUUGAGUGAACUAUGAGCAACUUUGAGGGAACAAUGAGCAACUUUGAGUGAACUAUGAGCAAGUGUCUUUCAUUAUAUUUACAGAUCCACAGGUAGAGGCAACAUCUCAGUGAUGGUACUGAAGACAGCAAACCAAACCAUGCCAGAUUCACCGGAAGGACUUUGGUUUCCAUGUUGACUUGCAAACUACUGAACCACUUAUACUUGAUGUCCUAUGGUGGGAAAACGAUUAAACAAAUCUGACAGAGAUGGGAUACCAUUACACAGACAGAUAACGGGACAGGAAAAAAACAUAGCCAAGUUAAAAUAAUGCCGCUUCAUAUCGACCAAAACCAUUGCAGCUGAAAAUCACUUCACAGCCGCGUGGUCAUGUGUCUGGUCAGUUGAAUGCUAUGCAAUGUCUGAUAUUUUGACCUUCUCAUCACCUGAUUAGAGUAACUGAAUUUGUCUGAUAUGUCUUUGCUUUACAAUCAAUGUCCUUGUCUUCCGAUAAGGGAGUGUGUGGGCUCAAUGCUUCAACAAUAGGCACAGUGUUCUAGUCUUAGACUUCUUUGUUUUUGUUUUCACAUACUUCAUUGUGCUGAAUUGAAUAUUUAUUCAUCGUUGUCUUUUGUUUAUUUUUUUUAUUUGAACAUGUUUUUUUUCUCUUUUUGUCUUGUAAAAUUGUAUUAUAGUUAGAUCUAGGCUGUAUUAAAUUGAAAUUGCCACAUACCUCUACUGUAAGUUAGAUUUUAAUGCAGUGGGUCUUGGAAUCCUAGUGAGAUCAUUUUCCAAUGGUAAAUACUGCUACUAUGUAUUUAACCAAUAAUUUAAAUGGAA
Messenger RNA from Salvelinus fontinalis (brook trout), 4149 nucleotides. Its product is annotated as receptor expression-enhancing protein 6-like. The record is from RefSeq and is a predicted model, not a curated record. Bases 389 to 1033 code for a protein of 214 amino acids. The transcript is spliced from 5 exons. Lineage: Eukaryota; Metazoa; Chordata; Actinopteri; Salmoniformes; Salmonidae.